UGAUUUUUUCAGUCUUGGUAUGGAACUUGUACGUAUAUCCUUAAAGAUCAAAUGUGGUGAAGGGUUUUAAUGUUCUCACGGCACUUUGAAUUAGUCAUAUAACAUGGAAUCAACGUUCAUUGGCGAGUUUCGAACAGACCUCCAUGAAAUAUCCCUGAUAUCCGCGAGGACUGAAAAAUCAUGGAGCGGCCACAAUAAGCUUACUCGAAAAAGCUCAACGGCAUUUCACAAAAAGCCGAGACGACAGGGAUCAGCAUAUUCAACGAAUAGAAAAAGUGAGUGUGAUUCAAGUGGUGUUGAAGUGUCUAAUGAAGAUGUAGAACAUCUGCCGCCGUUGCUGUUCGAAACUUCCGACAUGAGAGAAGCUGCGUUAAGUGCAAAAUUGAAACAAUGUUUCAGAGUGUGUAACUUCAACGAGGUGAAUAAGGAUACCAAAAGCAAAGAAGUGAAACGAGUUGCUCUGAAUGAUAUUUGUGACUUUCUCAGUUGGCAUUUUGACAGUCUAGACCAUUCGGAAAUAUACGAGGAUUUAUUUCAGUUUUUUGCUGUUAAUUUGUUCCGUGAUUUGCCACCGGUGAAAGAAGUUUGCCCACUAGAGUUGAUUCUAGUUGAGGUUGAAGAGGAUGACCCGAUAAAAGAUGUGGCGUGGCCUCAUUUACAGCUAGUCUAUGCCAUAUUCCUCACUGUUAUUCAAAGUCCAAAAUUCGAUCCAGAACUGGCCAGCGAGUACCUAAACGAAGAGUUCGUUUUCAAAUUACUGCAGUUAUUUGAGUCGUACGACAGUCGAGAACGCGAACUGUUGCAGUCUGUGAUUUAUAACAUAUACCUGAAGAUGAUCUAUCUCAGAGCAUGUAUAAGAAAACAGAUUGCUCAUGUAUUUCUGAUGUUUGUAGAGGGAAACAGAUCGCCCAAUGGUGUUGCAGAAUUAUUGGAUAUGAUGAGUAGUGUGAUCUGUGGCUUCGCAGUUCCAAUCAAGCAGGAACACCAGCAAUUUUUACAUCACGUGCUGAUUCCUCUGCACAGACCACGGAGUCUGCCACUCUACCACGAGAGUCUCACCCUCUGCAUGACUCAGUUCCUGGAGAGAGACGAAUCGCUGGUAGACGAAAUGAUGAACAGACUUUUGCCUCUGUGGCCCAGAAUUCAAACCGCCAAGAGUAUCAAAUUCAUCAAUGAAGUGGAGAGUAUUUUGGAGAAGGUACACAAUUAUGACAAGGAAAACCAAGCCUGGCUGUGUCUUCUGGCGAGGAAAGUGGCCUCAUGUAUCCAGAGCGAUCAUUCCCUGGUGGCUGAGCGGGCUCUCACAUUUGCCAAUGGACAACUGUUCUUCGAUUUCCUAAAACCUCACGCGCUCAGAAUCAUUCCUCUUCUAUUUCCCGCACUGUACCAUACAUCUCGAACCCAUUGGAGUGCGACAGUGACAUCUCUAGCGUUCAAACUAUUGACCCACUUGAUGAGUCUAAACUCUGAGCUGUUCGACUACCUUGUAGACAUCCAGAGCGGCAACGAACUAAAACUUACAGAACAGAAUCACGCAGAGUUCAUUUUGGAUCAGCAUAUCCAUUCCAUCUACUGAAAGAUUUGAGCACAAUAAUCACAUCUUAAAUAAUACACAGAUGGAAAAUACUGAUAAACACUUCGGAAUUAGUUCAACUUAGUCAUUAGCUUUCUUCAACUUGCAGUUAUUGAUCUAUUUUAACAGACUUGUACAAAUUAAUGCACAGGAAUGUAAAUUGGUAAAUAUUAAAAAAUGUAAAAUUGUAAAUAGUUUUACGCUACUUGAAGUUGUUCAAUUAUGACUGCUCUCACCAUUUAAACAAUGAACAGCAUUCUUCUGGAAAAAUAUACUUCU
Molecule: messenger RNA, 1852 nt
Organism: Symsagittifera roscoffensis
Lineage: Eukaryota; Metazoa; Xenacoelomorpha; Acoela; Convolutidae
Product: serine/threonine-protein phosphatase 2A 56 kDa regulatory subunit alpha isoform-like
Exons: 4
Coding region: 104-1576 (490 amino acids)
Biological process (GO): signal transduction
Cellular component (GO): protein phosphatase type 2A complex
Molecular function (GO): protein phosphatase regulator activity
Source: RefSeq, a predicted model, not a curated record